AAUCGAAGUAUUCAAUUGACAGCUUGAAGAGUUCAAAGUACUUUUUAUCAUUGUUUUGUUUUCGUUAACUUUUAGUUAAAUACCUUAGCAAUAAAUUUUAUAAAUUAGUGAUCAUGUUGAGUGUUCUGGCAAAAUCAGUUCCAGCAUUAGUUCCUAUUCGUAAUGCAAGAUGUAUAGCUUCGCUGUCGGCCCUGUCAGACACGUACCAAAUGCUCCAACAGACGUGUCGGGACUUCGCGGAGGGGGAACUGAAACCCAACGCAGCUAAAUUCGACCGUGAGCAUUUGUACCCUGGAGAUGCUAUCAAGAAGAUGGGUGAAUUAGGUCUCAUGGCCAUAGCAACGCCUGAAGAGCUUGGUGGGGCAGGCUUGGACUACCUGGCGUAUGCUAUAGCACUGGAAGAGAUAUCCCGAGGGUGUGCGUCGGCGGGAGUCAUCAUGUCGGUCAAUAAUUCCUUAUAUCUGGGGCCAGUGAUGCACUUUGGCAAUGAUAAGCAGAAGCAGGAGUUUGUAACCCCAUUCUGCACUGGUGAUCCUGUGGGUUGUUUUGCUCUAUCAGAGCCAGGAAAUGGAUCUGAUGCUGGUGCAGCAUCAACAGUGGCUAAGGAUGGUGGAGACAAAUGGGUUUUAAAUGGAACCAAAUGCUGGAUAACCAAUGGAUAUGAAAGCAAAGCCUCAGUUGUGUUUGCCACCACAGACAAAAGCUUAAAGCACAAGGGGAUCUCUGCAUUUUUAGUACCAAAACCCACUAAAGGCUUAGAUUUAGGGAAGAAGGAAGAUAAACUAGGUAUCAGGGGAUCAUCAACUUGCUCUCUAAUAUUUGAGGACUGUGAGAUCCCGAAGGAGAAUAUUUUGGGCAAGCCGGGUAUGGGAUUCAAGAUUGCCAUGAUGACUUUGGAUGCUGGCAGGAUUGGUAUUGCUUCACAGGCAUUAGGUAUUGCUCAGGCCUCCCUAGAUGUCGCCAUAGAAUACGCGUCAAAACGCAUGGCAUUCGGCAAACCUAUAAUGAAGCUGCAAGCCAUUCAAAGCAAGUUGUCAGACAUGGCGCUACAGUUAGAGUCGGCUAGACUACUGACGUGGCGCGCGGCGUGGCUGAAGGACAACAAAAAACCUUUUACUAAGGAGGCUGCCAUGGCGAAACUUGCGGCAUCAGAAGCUGCAACAUUUUUGGCUCACCAAUGCAUACAGAUUCUUGGUGGCAUGGGUUACGUGUCGGAUAUGCCUGCAGAGAGACAUUACAGAGAUGCCAGAAUUACUGAAAUAUACGAGGGAACAUCAGAGAUUCAGAGGCUUGUUAUAGCUGGGCAGCUGAUCAAAGAAUAUGGCCUAUAAACUACCCUACCUCAAACAAUAGUCUUAGGAAUGUGGAGGUCCAUGACCAUAAUGACUGUAUGUGUUCAUUAAUGAAAAUAUACUGUGUUAGUGACAACUUUGUUUUUAGAAGUUGCUUAGUCAUUAAAAAUGUGCAAUUUCCUCUGCCUUGUAAUGGCUAACAAAGUUGCAACUGAUGUCUAUUUAUUGGUAAUUUCUACAAUUUUACAAAAGAUAUACUUACAAAUAAACUGUUACAUGCUCAAAUCAAAGGCCAACUUUUUUCAGUAUUUUAUUGCUAUUAAUACUUUUACUAUGAAAUAAUAAAAUUCUUUAUGUAUAAAUUAAGUUUCUAUGUGCUUUUAUACAGCAGGAAAAUGUGUAAGAAUCAUGAUAAGUAAAAUAAAUGCUUAUAAUAUAAAUACAAAGAGAGUACAUAAAU
Leguminivora glycinivorella is the source of this 1752-nucleotide messenger RNA. RefSeq names its product short-chain specific acyl-CoA dehydrogenase, mitochondrial (gene Arc42). The record is from RefSeq and is a predicted model, not a curated record. Gene Ontology annotation, cellular component: mitochondrion. Gene Ontology annotation, molecular function: flavin adenine dinucleotide binding. NCBI's taxonomy places the organism in Eukaryota, Metazoa, Arthropoda, Insecta, Lepidoptera, Tortricidae. The transcript has 5 exons. Bases 114 to 1331 code for a protein of 405 amino acids. Gene Ontology annotation, biological process: butyrate catabolic process; fatty acid beta-oxidation using acyl-CoA dehydrogenase.